AUGAUAUCUUCUACCCGCCUCCUUGUAUCCGCUUGCCUCGCGCUGGGCCUUACCGCCCACGCCGCUCCGGUCGACACACCCUCCGAACCUGCGGACAAAGUCGCCCCCAACACCCCCUACUCCAAAUUCGGUAUACACGCCCCCCUCGCCCAACUCUUGAACGGUGUCCUCGAGAUUCUGCCCCUCGGAGACUCAACCGCCUACGCGAGAGACUUCAACAACGACGACGUGCUCGACGAUCUUCUCGGGAAGAAUACGCUGGGCUCUCUGAUCCCUCGCCAGAUCAACGUCGGCCCGUCCGCAUCUGACAUCCUCGAUGCUCUCUUUGGGAGCUCACCUAUCUCCUUCGACUCCACCGCCAGCGCGAGAGACAUCUCGUUCAACUUCAACAACGACGACGUGCUCGACGAUCUUCUCGGGAAGGAUACGCUGGGUCUUUGA
This is a messenger RNA of Peniophora sp. CBMAI 1063, 441 nucleotides long. NCBI's taxonomy places the organism in Eukaryota, Fungi, Basidiomycota, Agaricomycetes, Russulales, Peniophoraceae. The record is from the annotation of a GenBank genome assembly.